Messenger RNA from Acanthopagrus latus (yellowfin seabream), 2830 nucleotides. RefSeq names its product rap1 GTPase-GDP dissociation stimulator 1. Gene Ontology annotation, cellular component: cytosol. NCBI's taxonomy places the organism in Eukaryota, Metazoa, Chordata, Actinopteri, Spariformes, Sparidae. The record is from RefSeq and is a predicted model, not a curated record. Gene Ontology annotation, biological process: positive regulation of GTPase activity. The coding region runs from base 225 to 1907 and encodes 560 amino acids. Gene Ontology annotation, molecular function: guanyl-nucleotide exchange factor activity; protein binding. The transcript has 14 exons.
AGAGAGAGAGAGAGAGAGAGAGAGAAGGAAGCAGGGACAGUUGGAUAAUGGGAUUGAGGGAGCGAGAGCAAGGAGUAGAGAGAAACAGACAGAGUGAGAGACAAAGUUGGGGUACACCUGACCUUAAGAAGGGAGGGUAGCUUCUCUGCUAGCCACACACACGCACAAUUACACACAGGCAGAGGCAGUGAGCCAGGCAGCAGAGAGCCUGCCUACCAGCAGCCAUGACAGACACUGACUCCCUGAGUGAGGCACUAAAGGCUAUCAGUGUAAGCACAGAGCUGAUUGAGGAGGAGCUCAAGCCUCAUUUGGACACAGUGUUGGCUGCUCUGCUGGAAAAGAAGAAAGAUGCUGCUGUUGAGAUUGCCAGGAGCGGUAUUCUACCCACACUGGCUCAGGCCUUACGGUGUAAAAGCAGUCUGAGCUGCCAGGUGGCUCUGGUGGUGGCAGAGAUGGCACGAGAAGCAUCAGUUAGGGAGCCGUGCAUUGAGGCAGACCUGGUGAAGGUGCUGGUCCCCCAUCUGAACAGCAAUAAUGAGGAGAUGCUGCUGAAUACUGGCAGGGCCAUCGGACGAAACUGCUUUGACAACUCAUACCAACAGGACCAGUUAGUCCAGAAUGGAGUGAUCCCCAGACUGGUGAGCAUAAUAAGGGAGUAUCCAGAGAAUGACCCGCUGGUCAAUGUCUGCCUGCUGGCCCUCUGUAAUCUGGCUGACAUGGAUUCUGCGCGGGACGCCCUGGCAGAGCAGGGUGUGGCAGAUGUGCUGACAUUUCAGCUGAAACGGGCACCUGAUGCAGAACGUCGGCAUAUCAUUCUGGAAAUACUGGGCUCACUGGGCGAGAGUGAUACACUGAAGCUGCAGUUUGCAGAGUCAGGUGUUCCUGAGGCUUUAUCAGAGAUGAUUCGGGGCCUACAGGGAGGUUCUGACCCCCACGACCUCUGCAGCAUCAAAAUUGCGUCCAACCUCAUAGUGUCCCUGCUUUUAGGAGAUGAGUCCAUGCAGAAGUGUUUUGGUGAGGGAUCAGGUCUGGUUUAUCAGGAUGUUCUCUCCUGGCUGCAGAGCUCCAAUACCCAGCUGCAGCUGUCUGGAGCCCUCGCCAUUGCCAACUUUGCAAGGAACGACAGUAACUGUGUGAAGAUGCUGGACCUCGGUGUGGUUCCACACAUCCUGACCUUGUUGGAGCAGCAUGUCGAUGAAGGAGACGUGUCUGUUCAACAUGCUGGACUGAGCGCGCUCAGGAACCUGGCCAUUCCUGCUACCAACAAGGUGCGGAUGCUGGAGGAUGGAGUGACAGAGAGGAUAAAGACUCUGCUGCGCUCUGACAUGCCGCCAGUUCAGUUCAAACUUCUGGGGACACUACGCAUGAUGGUGGAUGGACAAGAGGAGGCAGCCUUGGUGCUGGGAAGAGAUGCUGUGUUGCUGGCUCGGGUCAUGGAGUGGUGUGAAGCCAAAGACCAUGCAGGAGUCAGAGGAGAGGCCAGUCGCCUACUGGCUGCCUUUAUCAGACACAGCCGCAACCCUGAAGUUGUCAGUGCUGUAGCCAAAGCAGCUGGGGUUCGGCAGCUUAUCUCCAUGACAACAAGUGAGCAUGUCAUCAUGCAAAACGAGGCCCUGGUUGCCCUGGCGAUAGCUUCUGCCAUUGAUAUCGAGUCUGUGAAAGAUACAUUUAGAGAUGCUGAGCUGCUGUCCAUGCUGAAAAGGAUGCUGGAGGAUCCUGCAGAGGUGGUCGAAGUCAAGUUCAGUGCUUUGGGACUCAUCUGCAGCCUGGCUAACUCCAGUGUGAUGAAGGAGGAGUUGAACUCUGUGAAUAUUAAGGAAAGCCUCAGUAAACUGACAGAUCAUAGCAGCAGUAAACUUGCCUCGCAGGCCAGCUCCAUAUUGACCAUCCUUGAUGACACCAGCUAAACCAGCAUGCAGCAACAAAAGAUCUAAUCUACUGUAUUAAUUUAUCGAGGUUAUCCAAUGCCAUACUUGAGUUCAAAUUAACUUACCCCACAAAUAUUGUUAAAUAUUAAACUGGCUUUUAAAUAUGUCACCUGUUUUGUUGAAACAAGACUAAGGAUCUAUUUCCCCAAUAGCAGCCCCGAGUGGCUGCAAUGUUCACAGAAGCAUAAACAACAAAUUUGUUUCAGUUCUUUAAGGAUCACUGAAAGGAGGAAUGAAAGUGUACGUUUAGUGUGAGUUAUAGCUUACAGGGAAAAGCCAUGGUUCAUUCAAUCAGGAGCAUGACUGUACAAAAAUAUUCUUUUGUCAUCUUCCAGAUGGCCCUAUAAUCUGAUGUCCAUGGAGGACAUUUUGGAGUGAGAGAGGGAAGGUCGGAGUGUGUAUAGCAUGGGGAGGGUUUGACUUUAGGGAACAUGAACACACUCAGUAGAUUUAAUUGAAAUCUGUCGGUCAUAAUUUUUACAUUAUUUGUUCACAAACAUGAGUACAUUUUGACUGUCAUCCAGUAGCUGUUGUGGUGUCUUGCUCUUGACUAAAAGGAUGGUGGCAGGACAGAUAGACUGAGGUCAAUUUGUGUGGGCUCUACCAGUAUAGGUUUUAAAAAGUGUGGCCAAAUAACUUUCAAACCUUUUGUAUGUUCUAUUUAACACCAAAGAAGGAAAGAAAUAUCUCCAAUCAAUUUUGAGAAUGUAAUGUACUUGUAAUUGUAAUGUAUUUUUGCAAGCCAUUUUUAGGGUUUAAUAUCUUCAGAAAUAUAACUCUUAGUAACCAUGAAAUUUGGUAAGGGCACAGACAAUACACUGUUUUACAGAUCCACAUGAUUGCAAUGCACAAGCAGAUGUCAUAUUCAGUUUUUUCCCCUUGUAAAUGGAAAAAGAGCAAAA